Cercospora beticola is the source of this 1084-nucleotide messenger RNA. It is a transcript of the gene TAF9, whose product is annotated as chromatin modification protein. Gene Ontology annotation, cellular component: transcription factor TFIID complex; SAGA complex. Gene Ontology annotation, molecular function: protein heterodimerization activity; transcription coactivator activity; RNA polymerase II general transcription initiation factor activity. Gene Ontology annotation, biological process: DNA-templated transcription initiation; RNA polymerase II preinitiation complex assembly. The record is from RefSeq and is a predicted model, not a curated record. Lineage: Eukaryota; Fungi; Ascomycota; Dothideomycetes; Mycosphaerellales; Mycosphaerellaceae.
CCAGCCCAGCAUCACCACAACGCCUUGCCCGCUCAACGCAUCAACACCUCGAUCACAGUCGCAUAACGUACGCGACUCAACCAAUAGCGAGUGAAAAGCGAUCUCGCGCCCACAAUGGCCACCAACGGCCGCCCAACACCUCCGCCUUCAGAUCAACCCACAGCCACAGCAGCAACAAAAGCCAUCACAGACCCCGAGGUCCCGCUCACAUCUGCGCAAGACGAUGGAACAUCAAAACGCCCACGCGAUGCGCGCCUAAUCCACGCAGUUCUUUCCAACUACGGCAUAACAAAUUACCAAGAACGCGUACCGCUCCAACUCCUCGACUUCGCCUACCGCUACACAUCAGGAAUCCUCUCCGACUCCCUCCGUCUCGCAAGCGAAGGCUACACAAAUGCAGCACCAGCAGCUGGUAGAGGUCGAGGCGCUGCUACAGACGAGGGAGAUAAGAUCACCGUGACGAGUCUGCGACAAGCGAUUGCUGCGCGACAAGGGUAUACUUUUCAAGGUGCACUGCCGAAAGAGUUCCUGCUUGGACAAGCGAUGGAGAGGAAUCGCAUUGCCUUGCCGCCUUUGAGUCAGGGAUAUGGAGUGCAGUUGCCGCCAGAGAAGUAUUGCUUGACGGGCAUUGGGUGGAAUAUGAAGGAUGAGUGGGACAGUGAGGUUGAAGAGGAUGAGAGGUUGGCAAGGACCGGGACAGGAGCUGCUGGCGUGGGAAUGGAGAGAAGUGCCAGUCAGAGGAAGAGUGCGGCACCGCCCGUGGAAGAGGACGAGACGAUGGGCGGGGUCGAUGAGGACGAGGAAGGCGCGGGGAGAAUGGAAGAUGUGUUCGGGGAAGAUGAGGGAGGGGAUGUGAAGAUGGGACAGGAUUGAGGCUUAUGAGUCAGAUGACUUCGAAUUGCUAUUAGCGAGGCGUUGGGGUUGGGAAAACGGACAGCAUGCAGCAGCAUCAGCGUCCCGCUGUAAGUGCAGCCAGAACGACAAUUGUAAAAUCGAAUCCAAAUUUCUUGUGGUUUGCAUCCUCGCGAGUCCUCGAAGCCGCGUACAGGCGCCGUCCGACAAUCCAGCUCAUCACAUAUCAGAC